AUGGGUGUACGCAUCGAAGUCAUUUACGCUCGUUCAAGAAGAGGGGUUUUGAUAAUAACCGUAGACAGACGCUCGACUCAAGACGCUACGGUCGUAGCACGGCAUUACACAGAGAUCAUCGUGGCAGCUAGCAAACAUCAUGUGGAGAUUAACGUUGACCUGGGCGAAGGAUAUGGCAACUUCAAGUGCGGCCCAGAUGAAGAACUGAUUCCAUUGAUCGACCAUGCCAAUGUGGCUUGCGGCUUCCAUGCUGGCGACCCGUUGAUCAUGCAACAGACUGUCCGUGAAUGCAAAAGGCACGACAUCGCCGUAGGCGCGCAUCCCGGUCUGCCUGACAUCCAAGGCUUUGGCAGGCGUGAGAUCAAAAUGUCGCCUGAAGAGCUCACAGCAAUGACCAGGUACCAGGUGGGUGCGCUCAAAGCUUUCCUGGAUGCCGAAGGCAUGCCUUUGCACCAUGUUAAACCACAUGGUGUUCUCUACGGUAUGACGUAUAGAGACAAGGAAGUCUGCAAGGCAGUAUACGAAGGUGUGCCGAAAGGGACAACAGUAUUCGGCUUAGCUGGUACUUUUCAUGAAGAAGUCGCUUUCGAGCUCGGCCUACCCUUCGUUGCUGAGCUGUACGGCGAUGUCAAAUAUAGCAAAGACGGAAGGCUGGUUAUCGACAGGAAGAAGAAACCCUGGAAACCUGAGGAAGCUCAAGCACACAUCAAGAGCCAAGUUGAGACUGGCACCGUGACCGCCGUUACAGGAGAAGAGGUGCAAUUACCGAUCGACGAUCAUCAAGUGUCGCUCUGCUGCCACUCAGACUCGCCGGACGCUGUCGAAAUCGUUACCGCAGCACGCCAGAUCGUUGACCAGUUCAACAACAAGUAUUUUCCACGAUCGUGA
Molecule: messenger RNA, 888 nt
Organism: Didymella exigua CBS 183.55
Lineage: Eukaryota; Fungi; Ascomycota; Dothideomycetes; Pleosporales; Didymellaceae
Product: LamB/YcsF
Exons: 4
Coding region: 1-888 (295 amino acids)
Biological process (GO): carbohydrate metabolic process
Source: RefSeq, a predicted model, not a curated record